UAAGAAGGAAGAAACAUGGAAAGGGGGAGGAAGACAGAAGGAAGAAAUGGAUGGGGAGAAUAUGGACGUGCACUUACUUCUCGGAGUCCAGGCAUCAUGGGAAAUCCGCAAAGUAGCUCUGUAUUCCUCAAUAUGGUCUUAGAAAUCAAGCAGAAGAUUGAGCUGCUGAUGUCAGUUAACUCUGAGAAGUCGUCCUCUUCAGAAAGGCCAGAGCCUCAGCAAAAAGUUCCCUCUGUACCUCCUCCGCCACCACCUCCGCCACCACCUCCACCUUUGCCAGAACCAGCCCCUCCAGAGCCAGAGGAGGAGAUUCUGGGUUCUGAUGAUGAAGAGCAAGAAGAUCCUGCAGAUUAUUGCAAAGGAGGCUAUCACCCAGUGAAAAUUGGAGAUCUAUUUAAUGGCCGAUAUCAUGUCAUCAGGAAAUUAGGAUGGGGACACUUCUCUACAGUCUGGCUAUGCUGGGAUAUGCAGGGAAAAAGGUUCGUUGCAAUGAAAGUAGUGAAAAGUGCUCAACAUUAUACAGAGACAGCCUUGGAUGAAAUAAAAUUGCUUAAAUGUGUUCGUGAAAGUGACCCUAAUGAUCCAAAUAAAGACAUGGUUGUACAGUUAAUUGAUGACUUCAAAAUUUCUGGCAUGAAUGGCAUACAUGUUUGUAUGGUUUUUGAAGUACUUGGACAUCACCUUUUAAAAUGGAUAAUCAAGUCCAACUAUCAGGGCCUUCCCAUCCGUUGUGUAAAAAGUAUAAUACGACAGGUAUUGCAGGGUUUAGAUUAUCUCCACAGCAAGUGUAAGAUCAUCCAUACGGACAUCAAACCAGAAAACAUCCUGAUGUGUGUGGACGACACCUAUGUACGUAGAAUGGCUGCAGAAGCAACAGAGUGGCAGAAAGCUGGUGCUCCUCCUCCUUCUGGCUCAGCAGUGAGUACUGCUCCACAACAGAAACCUAUUGGAAAAAUAUCAAAAAAUAAAAAGAAGAAACUGAAAAAAAAGCAAAAGAGGCAGGCUGAGCUUCUAGAAAAGCGUUUGCAGGAAAUAGAAGAGCUGGAGCGAGAAGCUGAGAGGAAAAAAAUAGAAGAAAAAGUAACCUCUGCUGUAUCAUCCAAUGAACAAGAGGAGGAAUACCACCCGGAAGUCAAGCUAAAAACUGUUGAGCUAGAAGAAGUUGCAGAUGAAGAACCUGGGAAUGAGGAUGGUAAGUGAAACAAAGAUCAGGAUGAAAAGGAAGACACAGAAAAGGAAAACACAGAAAAGAUGAUGACGUUGAACCGGAACUUGUCACAUCAGAGUCUGCAGAUCCCACUGGUAGAAUCCCCUAAAACAAAUGGUCACAUUAUAAAUGGCCCUUUCUUAUUGGACGAACAGAUUGAAGAUGAAGAGGAGGAAGAGGAGGAGUGCCCAAAUGCUGACAAUAUAAUCUUUGAUGAGCCAAAUGCAAAAGCGAUGAACAGUUACUAGAGCUCCUAUGAACAAUUUAAUGGUGAUUGCACAAACGGAUGUCAUAAAAUUGUCGAAUCACAGUUUUCUGAAUUCUCAGCUUCUGGUUCUCUGGAGCACAGAUGUUGUAGUUGUGGUUCAGCUGUUUCUGAAGAAUCAACUGUUACUGAAAGAGAGGGAAGUACUCCAUCCCAUGAUAGGAGCAGGACAGUUUCAGCAUCUAGUACUGGAGACUUGCCAAAAACAAAAACACGUGCUGCUGACUUACUGGUGAAUCCUCUGGAUCCAAGAAAUGCAGAUAAAAUUAGAGUCAAAAUUGCUGACUUGGGAAAUGCUUGCUGGGUGCAUAAACAUUUCACAGAAGACAUCCAGACACGGCAAUACAGAUCCAUAGAAGUUUUGAUAGGAGCUGGUUACAGUACACCUGCUGAUAUCUGGAGUACGGCAUGUAUGGCGUUUGAGCUUGCGACUGGCGAUUAUCUAUUUGAACCACAUUCUGGUGAAGACUAUUCCAGAGAUGAGGACCACAUAGCACACAUCAUAGAGCUGCUAGGCAAUAUCCCAAGGCACUUUGCUCUAUCUGGAAAAUAUUCUCGGGAAUUCUUCAAUCGCAGAGAUCACAUAGCAUUGAUCAUUGAACUGCUGGGAAAAAUCCCUCGAAAAUACGCUAUGUUGGGGAAAUAUUCCAAGGAGUUUUUCACCAAAAAAGGCGAACUUAGACACAUUACCAAACUGAAACCUUGGAGCCUCUUUGAUGUUCUGGUGGAGAAGUAUGGCUGGCCUCAGGAAGACGCGGCAGAGUUUACAGAUUUCCUGAUUCCUAUGUUAGAAAUGGUUCCAGAGAAACGGGCCUCAGCUGGUGAAUGCCUCAGGCACCCUUGGUUGAAUUCUUAGCAAAAUCUACAGAUAUAACACAGGGCCAGCACCCCCUUUCCCUUACAUCAGACUUAAAUGGUGACUGUCACAAAUUCUCUUAACAGGAUCAUAAAUGACCUGGUGUUAACUCCAGACUUUUUUUUUUUCCCUUUUAUGCUUUGAGGUACUGUUUGACAUUUUGCUUUUCGUGCACUGUGUUCUUGGGAGGAGGAAUAGUCUUUUUGUCUUCAGCUAGUAGUUUUACUGACUCUGCAGAAAACACCUACUAAUGUGUCUUUAAGCAUUGUUUCUUGUGUUGUGUGGCAUUCAGACAUCAACUUUUUGAACAAAUCAUCCUUUAUUCUCCCCUCAUGUGUUUUGGCAGGUUUUGUAACUAUUUAUGGAAAAUAUUUUAGCUGAGUAUUAUAUAAUUUACAAGUGUGAGACAUUUAUCAAGUCAGAAUUGAGAAAAUGUACAAUUUUAUCUUUGGGAAAAGGGACAUUGUUCUUGUAAAAUAGUGUAUGUAAAUGCACCCUGUAAAUGUUUAUUUCCAUUAAAAAUGGGAUGGGGACACAAAUGUCAAGAGUAAAGCUACUAAAUUGAGAGUGACUUGUAGUAUACAAAAUGCAUGUAGAGGAUUUCAAACUGCUUCAGGAAUUGCCUAAACUUUCCUUGCAGUAGCAGUGCCCCUAUUGGAUUUGGAAAGGACCUGGCUCUGAUUUACAAGAUUGCAUUCUCCAGGAAGCACUUUAAAGGAAGGCUGAGUCUUCAAAGGAUAAAUAUAUAUCUAAUUUUAAAUGCUUUUAAGGAGGUGUCAUUUGCUUUACCAUUGGGAGGGGAUGGCAUGGUAAGAGGGCGCUGCUUUUUCUUCAUAUGGAUGUGCUAGGCACAAAAAUUCAAAGAGAGUGUGGGCAGCAUUUUUUUGUGCAGAUUAACCUUGGAUGAAAAAAAGUGCUCCACUUAAGGAAAAGGAAGAAUACAAUUGAUGCAAAAUUUACUUUACAAUGAAAGACCGUGCACCUUCCAUACAUAGCUUUACAUGUUUCUAAAACAAAUUGCACUAGCUUCUUUUUUUCCCCAUAAAUUGACAUAUUGAGGAACUAUUUUCCUCUGUAAGUUGCACACAAAAUUUUAAGUGUUUUCGUAUUAAAAAAAAAAAGCUAAGUAGAUUCCAAAAGAGAACUCAUAGGCAAUACAGAUUUUAGAAUGUAAAAUAUGGAGGUGUAUUUUAGCCUCUUUUAGAAGUCAUUGGAAUGAAUGUAAAUUUAUUUCUUGGUUUUACACAUUAAUUAUGGUGCCACUUUUUCUUGACUUUGUCCAUUUUAAAUUUAUUCACAUGCCUUUGCAAUACCUAGAUUGUGAGAAAAAAAAACCUGUGUUGUAACAAAUAACCAAUUGUUUGAGGUGCUUGCAGUUGUCUAAUUAAAGUGGUUGUUUUUUCAUAA
Messenger RNA from Sceloporus undulatus (fence lizard), 3735 nucleotides. RefSeq names its product SRSF protein kinase 2 (gene SRPK2). NCBI's taxonomy places the organism in Eukaryota, Metazoa, Chordata, Lepidosauria, Squamata, Phrynosomatidae. Gene Ontology annotation, biological process: spliceosomal complex assembly; protein phosphorylation; regulation of mRNA processing. The record is from RefSeq and is a predicted model, not a curated record. Gene Ontology annotation, molecular function: ATP binding; protein kinase activity.